Molecule: messenger RNA, 1395 nt
Organism: Colletotrichum destructivum
Lineage: Eukaryota; Fungi; Ascomycota; Sordariomycetes; Glomerellales; Glomerellaceae
Exons: 1
Coding region: 1-1395 (464 amino acids)
Source: RefSeq, a predicted model, not a curated record
AUGCCAAGACCCAAGUCAAAAGCUCGACGUCGACGUCGAGAUGAAUACGAUCAAGACCAAGGGAUGCGAGACGUUCACGGCCGUUUGAAUCCACGCCAGCCCCAGCAGGAGAGUAUCCAGAGGAACAACAUUCUCAACCAAAGACCUGAGACGCGGUAUGAAGUGCUGGCUGCACGGGAAACUCUUGGCCAGGCUCCUUUGAAGUUGGAAGAAGAGCAGUCUUCUUACACCAACAACCCCCAAGACGUCGACGACGGCAAGCGACGAAAGACAAUCGACACCAGACUUCCCAAGACAAUUCACAGAAGCUCAAUGAAGCCCCCGAACAUUGAUGCCUCAUCCGUUAACAACUCUGUCCGGCAGUCUCAGCUGCCUGUCGCAAUGGACAAUCCCGGUCCGUACGAGUCCAACGACAACAGAACUGGUCAUCAAAGGCUCUUCACUUUCGGCCAGCCCAGAUACGAUAACCAUGACCGACUUGAAUAUAGCGAUAAAGCUUACGCCGGCCCAGAUCGCCCCGGAAAUGCCAAGCCGGAUAUCCGUUUGCUGUCAGUGCCAAACGAAAGAAACCACGCCGGCUCCUCGUCUCAUCGCCCGAGAAGUCAUUGCAGUGUCAGAUUCAACACACACAGCAGCGACCACUUUGGCCAGCCGAAGUAUCCGAGGCAGACGCCGGACAGCGAUGCGCCCCGAAUUUGUUUCGAAUUGGGCAGAAAUCCCAAUCAGGCGGAGGAGAUGCGCUCCUCAGAGACGGCCGGAAAGCCAAACGGCUCUCGUCUGCACGACAUCGACUACCGAAGAAAUGGACCGCCUUUUGAAGGCAAAGUGAAGAUGAGAAAGGAGGAGGCCGCACUACACGAGAUCACGACCAUGGAGUCAUUGGAAGGAGACCGCUUCCACAAAGACAACAUCUGCAACCAAUGCGGUCACUUUGGCCACUGGCUGGGCGACUGUGUCUUCCCGGACGACGGGGGCUUUAUCAUGGGCUGUCCCAUCCAUAACGCGAAGAGCCACACCUGGGACGACUGUCCUGAUGCGAAAAAGAUGACUCUUGAGCGCAAGAUCAUGUACCUCAUAGUAAGACGAAGGAACAAGCCGGCAAUCCGAUCGACGCAGCCCUGGAUCGCACUCGUUAAGCUAGCGUUGCAACGGGGCUUGGAGGACCACUGCUGGGGGCCUUCGGUGUGGACGCAGGAGUUUGUCAUGAAGAUGGUCUGGGGGCCAAAAGCUGGUCACCCGUGGCUCAACUUCGUCUACGGCCGGCAACUCAUAUCCAGCCUGCCCAAAGACCCGGAGACCAUGGAAGAUCCCGGAGUCUUGGUCGAGAAGCGCUUGUUGUGGGGACAGGUUCACAAGCCCGACAUUAAGGGAGGGGGGUUUGGCUACGGUCGUUAG